AAACAAGUGUGCAAUGACAUCGGGCGGCGGCUGACAGUGCUGGAGGACGCGUGGGCUCAGGGGAAGCUGUCGGCACCAGUGAGGAAGAGGAUGAACCUCCUGGUGCAAGAGCUUCAGCAGCAGCACUGGGACGCAGCUGAUGAGAUCCACCGCUCGCUUAUGGUGGACCACGUGAACGAGGUGAGCCAGUGGAUGGUGGGCGUCAAGCGCCUCAUCGCUGAGACGCGGGACCUGCCCAGCGGACAGACGGACGGCAGCGCUGACACCGAGCCCGCAGCUGAGCCUGUGACUGAGCCCCCGACCGAGCCGGAGCAGGAGGAGCCCUGACGGCAGGGACAGGGCUGUGGACUGUGAGCGGGGCAGCCCCUACCCAGGGCCACCGGCAGGAACAGGCCCCUGCUGCUGGAGGGAGUCUGGGCACCCCCUCUGCCUCCCAAUCCUCAUCCAGGAAAAGGGGAUUUUAAUCAUUGCGACAUUUUAGUGGCGAUUCAUUAUGUUUAAUAAACAGCACCAACCUGCCCCCUCC
Zonotrichia albicollis (white-throated sparrow) is the source of this 526-nucleotide messenger RNA. Lineage: Eukaryota; Metazoa; Chordata; Aves; Passeriformes; Passerellidae. The record is from RefSeq and is a predicted model, not a curated record.